Molecule: messenger RNA, 423 nt
Organism: Pyrenophora tritici-repentis Pt-1C-BFP
Lineage: Eukaryota; Fungi; Ascomycota; Dothideomycetes; Pleosporales; Pleosporaceae
Source: RefSeq, a predicted model, not a curated record
AUGUCGUCGACUCGCUUGCCUGUCUACAUCGUUUUCGUCCAAAGCCUCCGGGGCCCCCCUCGAGGAAACUGGGAGACGGCGGCAACGGGCGCGCGCAACGGCACCGGCGAUACGACUAAGAAGUCUAAGGGCUUUCAGUACUUCCUCAAUGGACCAUCGGCCGAGUUGCCAUUUAGACUUAGAGGUGUUAGUAGGUACACGCAAGCAAUCCGGGAGUCGGACCGGUCGGCCGACGAUCUGCUUGCGCUGAUUAUUCACUGGCUACCUAGGUCUCUGGACCUUGACGACACUCUGACGCUGUUGCUCAGCUUCUCUUUCGUGAAGACGGAGGUCGGAAAUCAGGCAUUGACGAUGCUCAGGCUCGCGCAGCGGUUGAUGAGUCUAUGGCUAGAGGCGGAGAACGUGCUAGUUAACUGUGGGUGA